Telopea speciosissima is the source of this 1602-nucleotide messenger RNA. RefSeq lists its product as uncharacterized. Gene Ontology annotation, biological process: protein ubiquitination. The record is from RefSeq and is a predicted model, not a curated record. The transcript has a single exon. NCBI's taxonomy places the organism in Eukaryota, Viridiplantae, Streptophyta, Magnoliopsida, Proteales, Proteaceae. The coding region runs from base 16 to 1467 and encodes 483 amino acids. Gene Ontology annotation, molecular function: ubiquitin protein ligase activity. Gene Ontology annotation, cellular component: cytoplasm.
UUUCUUUGGUCUUCCAUGGCGGACCUUCACCUCUCUGAGGAAGACGACGAUGGAGAAGUGGUAGACGACGUUGAAACCCUCGACUCUUCCUCCAUCCCUUACUGGUCCAAUGACUUCGAUCAUGACGACUUCUACACCUCCGAUUCCGACCUAUUCUUUCAUCAGCUCUCCGAAUUCGUACACUCGGAUCACUCCGUUCAUUCUCCGAUUCUUACCGACGACGAUGGAGACGACGACAUUCAUGAGCUGCAUCAAUCUUGCCUUCAGAUUGCAGACGCUGAUGGGUCCGACUCUGAUUCCGUCACCGACGACGAAGAUCAGGUAAACUUUGUUAUGGAUUUGUUUGAACGACGAUGCGUACAGCAAUCGCAUGUUACUGAUAGCAGUAAUGGUUCUGCAUCGGACCCGUUUUCCGAAACUCAUAUAAAUGAAUCGAGUUUUGGGGUUCUUGAGGCUGGGAAUCGUGAUAUGAACACCGAUUACGUGGAGCUAGGGUUAGGGUUGGGUUUCACUGCACAUGGUGAGGAGGAUCAGAAUGGUGGCUUUAUGAUUGCUGGGUGCGGGGGUGAGUUCUUUGUGGGAAGACGGGGUUCUGUCUCUGAAUCUGGUGAGUCUUCCACGGUUCAUGCUGCGGAACCGUUCGUGGAAGGCCUCCGAGUUGUUGGAAUUGGAUCCGAUUCUGAUGAGGAGGAGGUGGGAAGGUUGGGGAUUGAUGUGCAUUCUGGUUAUGACGACGAGCUGGAUCGGGCACGGGACGAUCUGGGCCUUACUCUUUGUUGGGAUUGUCUCCGUUUGGAGGAUCAGAGGGAUACAAACGAAGAUUUUGAGUGGGAGGAAGUCAACGAAAGGGUUGAUGAGAGGGAGGUUCUAAGCAUGGUCAUCGAUGCUGAUGAGGAGAGAUCGGUUUCCACGGAUAUCCGAUCGGAAGAAGAAUCAGGUGAAGCUGGGGAAGAAAGCAUUAGAAAUCUGGAGUGGGAAGUUCUUUUGGCCGUCAACAAUAUGGAAAGGAACACAGAAUUGGAGCAUGAGAUUGAAUCCUAUCAUGAUACCGAAUCCUUUCUUGCUGAUGAGUACAUUUACACAGCAGAGUAUGAGAUGCUUUUUGGGCAAUUCACAGAGACCGAAAGUGCACUGAAAGGAGGUCCCCCAGCUGCCAAAUCAGUUGUCGAAAGUCUGGCAUCGAUCUUCUUAACUCAAGAUGAUGUAAAGAACAGUAAUAUCCUUUGUGCUGUUUGUAAGGAUGAGAUCUCCACAGAGGAAGAAGCCAAACGGCUUCCUUGUUCCCACCACUACCAUGGGGAUUGCAUUAUUCCAUGGCUCAACAUCCGGAAUACAUGCCCUGUUUGUAGGUUUGAGUUACCUACAGAUGAUCCUGACUAUGAACAAAGGAGAACCCGAAGGGCUGGUCGUCGCCUAGAGAUGGAUUCUCAGGUCAGACACGGUUUUGAAAUAUUUCCUGAGCAGUAGUAUGUGCAAAUGUAGAUACGGUCUUUGGGACAGGGUCCUUAUUUUUCCUUGCUGUUGUCUAUGUUUAUUAUGAUUGAUGUUAUAGUACUCUGCUAUUUUAGUUUGUAAUUUUAGAAUCCUUUUUUAUAUAAAUAA